This is a messenger RNA of Wyeomyia smithii (pitcher-plant mosquito), 1915 nucleotides long. RefSeq names its product deoxyribodipyrimidine photo-lyase (gene phr). The record is from RefSeq and is a predicted model, not a curated record. Gene Ontology annotation, molecular function: deoxyribodipyrimidine photo-lyase activity. Gene Ontology annotation, biological process: photoreactive repair. The coding region runs from base 227 to 1819 and encodes 530 amino acids. The transcript has 3 exons. NCBI's taxonomy places the organism in Eukaryota, Metazoa, Arthropoda, Insecta, Diptera, Culicidae.
AAUUUCAACUAAGAGUUACAAUUUUUCACCAAUCAAUAUUUGUUCGAAUAAAUAAAAAAGAGUAAAUUCGGCAACUCUGGCUCUCAUCGUCGAGUCGCGGUUUAAGCGGUUUAAGUUUUGUUUUUAUUUGCUGUCCUUAUAAUAUUCGAGCAAUUGAUAUCAUUUUUCCCACGGUUGUGAUCUUCCCUACAAGUUUGCGUUUCGUCCGGUUACAGGGAAGAUUUAUAUGAACACAAGCAGAGCACCGGUAAUAUCAGUAGUUCGAAAACUUUUCUGUACAAUGAAGAGGUCCAAAAAAUCUGCCGAAGUAGACGCUGCUGCUGGUAGUUCUCGAUCUGAUGGACCCGCCAAGAAACAAGCUAAAUUAGAAACUACUAGCAGUUAUGUAGACAUGUUUGAUGUUCAACGACAGAACGUCGCAAAAUCUAUACUUGAUUUCGAUUUUAAGAAGAAACGCGUACGCGUCCUCUCCGAGGUACAGGAAGUCGAAGAAGGGAAGAGAGGGAUACUGUACUGGAUGUCGCGAGACGGUCGCGUACAGGAUAACUGGGCAUUUUUGUUUGCUCAGAAAUUGGCACUGAAGAACGAACUUCCGUUGCAUGUUUGUUUUAGUUUAGUGCCUACAUUUCUGGAAGCUACUAUCAGACAUUACAAGUUUAUGUUGAAAGGCCUUGAAGAAGUAGCUAAGCAGUGCGAAGCAUUGGAUAUAAACUUUCAUAUGUUAAACGGUACAGCGCGCGAUACAAUACCCAAAUUCGUUCAGGAGCAUCAAAUUGGAGCAGUUGUUUGUGACUUUAGCCCACUGCGAAUACCAAUGAAAUGGGUAGAAGAUGUCGGUAAAGCUUUACCUCCGGAAGUACCAUUCUGCCAGGUGGAUGCUCACAACAUUGUGCCUUUGUGGGUCACGUCCGAUAAACAAGAGUAUGCUGCCCGCACUAUUCGUAGUAAAAUCAACAAAAACCUGGACACGUACCUGACCGAAUUUCCUCCUGUAAUCAAGCAUCCCCACAAAGAAGUUAUUCGGCCGAAAAUUAUUGACUGGUCGAAGCUGCUGGAAAGCUUAACAGUCGAUAAAACUGUUGACGAAGUUGAUUGGGCGGUACCUGGUUAUGAAGGAGGAAUUGCAAUCCUGCAAUCUUUCAUAGAGAAAAGGUUGCGUAAAUUUAAUUCAAAGCGAAACGAUCCCACAGAAGAUGCUUUAUCCAAUCUUUCACCAUGGUUUCACUUUGGACAGAUAUCUGUUCAGCGAAGCGUGCUUGCCGUGAAAAAGUAUGGUAAAGGUUUUUCCGAAGGGGUAGCGGCUUUUUGCGAGGAAGCAAUUGUUCGACGGGAACUAGCUGAUAAUUUUUGCUUUUAUAAUAAGCAAUACGACAACUUAAAAGGCUCCUACGAUUGGGCACAAAAAACUCUUCAGGAUCACCGUAAAGAUAAGCGAACCUACAUUUAUACACGGGAAGAGCUGCAAGAAGCUAAAACUCACGAUGAUUUGUGGAAUGCGGCUCAAAUCCAGAUGGUACGGGAGGGCAAAAUGCACGGAUUCUUACGGAUGUAUUGGGCAAAAAAGAUUCUAGAAUGGACCAAAACUCCCGAGGAGGCACUACAGAUUGCCAUUUAUUUAAACGAUCGUUACCAACUGGAUGGAAGAGAUCCGAAUGGGUACGUAGGCUGUAUGUGGUCCAUCGGAGGUAUUCACGAUCAGGGCUGGCGCGAGAGGGAAGUUUUUGGAAAGAUUCGCUACAUGAACUAUGAAGGUUGUAAGCGCAAAUUUGAUGUAGCAGCCUUUGUGUCCCGUUACGGUGGAAAAGUUUACCGGAAGUAAUCCAUCCUAAGUUUGGUUGGAACACGAGUACUUACUUAUUUUUUUGAGCUAUGCUUUCAAAUGGAUCUGAAUAAACUAAAUGAGAAUUUUGUUAAA